GGUCCCUGUUGGAGGCCCCCGUGGGCAGGUUGCAAAGGGUAUUACGGCCCGGCAAAGGGCAAAGGCCCCGUCGGGCAGUAAUCCUCGUCAAGGGGCAAAGGCCCCAUUGGGCAAUUAUAAAGGUGUCGCAGCACCUAUUGGGCACGCUAGGAGUAUGCCUAAGAGCGCUGGCAGUAAUAGUGAGGUUUCUUUGGGCAAAGGCGGCGCCCGUGCAGGCGGCGCUUUUGGCGCGCAAAUUAGUGGGAGUGUAGGGGCUAGGCCUCAGGCUCCGGGCGCAUCCCCGGCAGCAGCGAGGAAGGUAGUAACUAGGUCUUCUACCAAACAUGGUUCACCAGAACAGUUUCAGAGUUUAGAUUUAGCGGUUGCAUCCACUAGACGUAAGAAAGCCACCCCUAUCACUCAGAAGUCAGUACAUUUUAGUGAAGAGAUAGAGGACUUUACAGAAGAUGAGCAGGGUGUGUAUGAUGAUGUUGCAAGUGGCGAAGACAACCAUGAUGUGUGUGAGGGGAUGCAUGAACGGUCUGGGCACAGGGGGAGGGGUAGAGCAGACCUUCCCCUUCGUGGUACUCCUCUCUGGCAAUCUCUUUUGCAGGAAAGCGACAUGGCUACGUCAGGAGAUUCAGGCAGCGGGUUGGAGAGAGGUGCUGAGAGCGGCCAGGACUCCAUGGUGUCAGAGGAUGAGCGUCCUUCUACUUCGGGAGUCGUGGCGAUUCCAAACAGGACUGGUGUGAGAGAUGGGCCUAGAAGUGGGCCACUUCGUGCCUGGAUCGUUGGGCACUCGUUCGUACACUGGGCGGCUAUCCGAGCGGCAUCGCAACCUGGAGGGCAGCAGCUUGGGUUCUCAUUCUCCAGGGUGGUAGUUAGGUGGUUAGGGAGGAGAGGCCUUUGCUGGGCAGAUCUGCCUGGGUUACUGCAAUCCGCCAUGAGGCGGUGGGAGAAACCCCAUGUGCUGAUCAUCCACUUAGGUGGGAAUGAUCUCGGCUCAAUUCCCGGCCGGGACUUGAGCGCAGUGAUCCAAUCAGAUCUGCGCACCUUUAAAGCUUGGUUGCCUGGUGUGAGAAUGGGCUGGUCAAACAUUAUACCGAGGUUGACGUGGAGACACAUGGCCAAUCAUAGGGCAGCGUUCCAAGUUCGCAAGAAGCUCAAUAGAGAUGUUAGGAAGCUUAUGUGCGAGCUAGGUGGUUUUGUUGUGGAACACAAGUUCAUUACGGCCGCUGACCGUAGCCUGUACCGAGGCGACGGGGUCCAUCUUACGGACCAUGGCAUGGACCUGUUUAUUGAAGAUAUACGUCAGUCCCUACUCCUAUUUGUGUGAGUUGGGUGGCGGCGAGAGUGGCCCUUGAUAUUCGGGCGAUCUCGUGGCGGGUGGACAGUGUCCGGGGGCAGGAUGUGAUCGAGGUAGAGUGACGGCACUUCCGGCCAGGGAUGAAGUCCCCAGACGCGCGUCUGGGGUGUUCCCUGCCCGUGUGAUUACGAUGCCGAGAAUUCCCUGUUUUAUAGUAUUGAGCUACGCUCUGCUUCUUCUCCUGCGCCCUGGUACUGCCCAUCUUGUUAGCAUGGGUUACUACGUUUUAGCUAGUACCUGAUUGCCGCCCCCCUGGUCCAUGUUUAUUCAGACGGUCGUUAGUUCUUGUGUUGCCACAAUAAACGUGACCUGCGGGUUUUUCUCUAACCAUAAAAAGUUGUUGUGUCGUUAUUUUGUGUGUUAUUUAUUUCUACGUUUAGAAACUAAGUUGAGUUUAUGUUAAACCAAGAAUGUAUAUAGUUAUAAGUUAUUCUUUCCACAGAGGAGGAUAUGGCAUUUAAUCCCUUAAGGAAAUGUAAGGCAAAUUGCCUGGAAUGCACAUAAGGGUUAAGGCCAAGACGGAGGAGGGGAGUGUUGUGUUGUGUGUGUGAAACAAUGUUGCAGAAAGAGAGGAGGGGUUCCAGCUUACCUUUUUAAGCCCAGUGCAGGAAGCACAUGUCCUCUUUCUGCUGUUUUUCUCAAAGUUUUCCCCACCCUUCCCUCCCUUUGUUUAUUAUUUUGCAAUCAGUAGGGGGAUCCGUCCUUAUGGUGGUCCCCAGGGACUAGGGCUAUCCGAAGGCUUGAUGAGGGCUAGCCAGCCUAUUUCUGUAAGUCCAAGGACGUUAAGUUUCAGCUCCCCAGGUAUUUC
Bombina bombina (fire-bellied toad) is the source of this 2153-nucleotide messenger RNA. RefSeq lists its product as uncharacterized. The coding region runs from base 155 to 1315 and encodes 386 amino acids. The transcript has 2 exons. The record is from RefSeq and is a predicted model, not a curated record. Lineage: Eukaryota; Metazoa; Chordata; Amphibia; Anura; Bombinatoridae.